GGAGCCCCCAGCCUCCCCUCAGAGGAGAGAAUGGCUCACUAUUGAGCUCUUGGUUGGUAUUUCUGAGUGAGCUUGAACAUGCCAACUGUAAAGCUCACUUAUGAAGUCUCUCGCUGUGGCCAGGGAGCUCCCAGGAUGGUGACAGGCACAUUGAAGUGUUUUCUGUCUUGUUCUUUUAUCAUGAAUAAUGUAUAGUGUUUCCCCAGAUGUGUUCCAUGGCGUGUGUGGUUCUGCAGGACAUUGAUGAGUAUUAGGCGUGGAUCUAAUACAGACUAACUCUUUCUCACACAACAGCUCAGAAGACUGGCACUCCCCGCAGCUCACUUUGGGAGAGUCUCACCUAGCAAACAGCACAGAGCCUAGCACAGCGUGCUGUGCCCGAGCAGGACACUGGGCCCUAAAAUAAAAUUGGUCCAGAAAGUUUGCUUGGUGAAGACUUAUCAGGAGGAUUGCAGGGUCACUGAAACGGACUUAGGACCGUCCUAAUGCUUUCUACCUGCUUCCGCUUUUAAUUUGUCUCCGUCUAGGGCAGUGUGCUUCAGACAGGUUUGAGACCCAUUACUGAAUUGUGAAAUCUCCAUCACAAAUAGCACUUUUUAUUUCCUAAAUUAUUUUGAGAUCAUUGUAGAUUCACAUACAGUUGUGAGAAAUAAUACAGAUCCUGUAUACUCUUCACCCACUUUCCCCCAGGGUGAAAAUCUGCCAUAGCUGUAGUACGGUGUCACAACCAGGAAAUCGACGUCCACACAGUCUUGGCCUUGCUCAGAUGUCGCCAGUUUCAUGUGCACUCGUCUGUGUGUGUGUGUUGUGUAUUUCUGCGCAUUUUAAUCACGUGUAACUUCAUCGCCAGCAUUUUUGAAGAGUGUAGACUAGAUCGGUCGGAGUGCAUCACAGCUAGUAAGGAGUGGAGGCACCGUGCUCUCACCGGCCAGGACACCGGACGUCUUCAGAAGCCCUGCAGGGCUGGCUGCAGCAACUCCCUGAAACUCAGAGGAAGCGCCCAGGCUGGGCAGCAAGACCUGGCUCGAACAGCCAUGCAUGCCGGCUGCUGCUCCAGGCUUCCCCUGCCCCCAGGCCCAAGAUGACACCCAACGGCACCAGGGAGGCGCCCAGCCCCAUUCCUGUGGGGGCCCUGGGGCUCUUCCUGGCCCUGGCAAGUCUCAUCGUUGCUGCCAACCUGCUCCUGGCCCUGGGCAUCGCCAAGGACCGCCGCCUGCGCAGCCCGCCAGCUGGCUGCUUCUUCCUGAGCCUGCUGCUGGCCGGGCUGCUCACGGGGCUGGCGCUGCCCACACUGCCAGGCCUGUGGAGCCAGAGCCGCCGCGGCUACUGGUCCUGCCUAUUCCUCUACUUGGCUCCCAACUUCUCCUUCCUCUCCCUGCUCGCCAACCUCCUGCUGGUGCACGGGGAGCGCUACAUGGCGGUGCUGCGGCCUCUCCGGCCCCGCGGGAGCCCUCGGCUAGCCCUGCUCCUCACCUGGGCCAGCCCUCUGCUCGUUGCCAGCCUGCCAGCUCUGGGGUGGAACCACUGGGCCCCUGGGGCCAACUGCAGCUCCCAGGCUGUCUUCCCAGCCCCCUACCUCUACCUCGAAGUCUACGGGCUCCUACUGCCCGCCGUGGGGGCAGUGGUCCUGCUCUCCGCCCGCGUGUUGCUCACGGCCCACCACCAGCUGCAGGACAUCCGCCGGCUGGAGCGGGCAGUGUGUCGCGGAGCACCCUCAGCCCUGGCCCGGGCCCUGACCUGGAGGCAGGCGAGGGCGCAGGCCGGAGCCACACUGCUCUUCGGGCUGUGCUGGGGCCCCUACGUGGCCACCCAGCUCCUCUCAGUCCUGGCCUUUGAGCACCGCCCACCACUGGGGGCUGGAACUCUGCUGUCCCUCAUCUCACUGGGCAGCGCCAGUGCGGCAGCCGUGCCUGUGGCCAUGGGGCUGGGGGACCAGCGCUACACGGCCCCCUGGAGGGCAGCCGCCCGAAGGUGGCUGCGGGCCCUGCAGGGAAGAGUGUCCGGGGACAGUCCUGGCCCCGCCACUGCCUACCACACCAGCAGCCAAAGCAGCGUGGAACCUAACCUGAACUAGCCGAGGGUCUCUGCUCACUCCUGGAAGCCUCCAUCCAUCUUGGCCACCAAGCCUGUCCAGGCCUCUGGAUCAGAGGUCCUACCCCUACCUGACCCCACCCUGGCCGAAUAAAGCUCCUCUGACAGAGGAAGGGCUGUCUCUUUCCGUAACUCAGAAAGGCAGAGGCAGGUGGAACAGCUGUGGAAAGAACCCAAAAGAGCCAUGUUUCAGGAAAAUUCCAACUGCAGACAGGCAAGAGAUUGGA
Equus quagga is the source of this 2318-nucleotide messenger RNA. It is a transcript of the gene GPBAR1, whose product is annotated as G protein-coupled bile acid receptor 1. Gene Ontology annotation, molecular function: G protein-coupled bile acid receptor activity. The transcript has 3 exons. The record is from RefSeq and is a predicted model, not a curated record. Gene Ontology annotation, cellular component: membrane. Gene Ontology annotation, biological process: G protein-coupled receptor signaling pathway. Bases 1082 to 2074 code for a protein of 330 amino acids. NCBI's taxonomy places the organism in Eukaryota, Metazoa, Chordata, Mammalia, Perissodactyla, Equidae.